AUGGCUUCUUCUUCUAAUUCAUGGUCAUGCUGCUGUAGGUUCUUUUCGUUGACACUUACAACGUUGGCCAUCAUCAGCAAACCUUCUGUUGCUGCUCCAAUUUUCCGGCCAAGCCCUUGGGCCCUUGCCCAUGCCACCUUUUAUGGCGAUGAAACCGCCUCCGAGACAAUUGGAGGAGCUUGUGGGUAUGGGAACUUGUUUUCCAAUGGUUACGGUACGGACACAGCUGCUCUGAGCACAACAUUGUUCAACAAUGGGUUUGCUUGCGGCACUUGUUACCAGAUCAAAUGUGUCCAGUCACCUUGGUGCUACAGCACGGUUCCUUUCACCACAGUGACUGCUACCAACCUUUGCCCUCCAAAUUGGGCCCAAGACUCCAACAAUGGUGGCUGGUGCAACCCUCCUCGAGCCCACUUUGACAUGUCCAAGCCCGCUUUCAUGAAAAUUGCUCAGUGGAAGGCUGGUAUUGUCCCUGUGAUGUACCGAAGGGUGCCGUGCGUAUGGCCAGGCGGGCUUAGGUUUUCUUUCCAAGGAAAUGGGUACUGGUUGUUGGUGUAUGUGAUGAAUGUAGGAGGAGGUGGUGACAUUCAAAACAUGUGGGUUAAAGGAAGCAGAACAGGGUGGAUCAGCAUGAGCCAUAACUGGGGAGCUUCAUACCAGGCAUUUGCAACUCUUGGAGGCCAAUCUCUUUCCUUCAAGCUCACUUCAUACGCAACCAAGGAGACCAUCAUAGCUUGGAAUGUUGCACCUGCAAAUUGGAAUGUAGGAUUGACUUACAGCACAAAUAUGAACUUCCAUUAAUCAACAAGUUCACUAUAGCUCUUCUUUUUUCCCUUUUCUUUUUUUGUUUUUCCUUUCCCCCUUUUUAAAGCCCUAUGCCCAUGCAUCAUUAUUGACUUUCUUUUCUUGAAGAAUUUUCCUUGUACUUUCUAGA
Theobroma umbraticum is the source of this 934-nucleotide messenger RNA. RefSeq names its product expansin A7 (gene EXPA7). Gene Ontology annotation, biological process: plant-type cell wall organization. The record is from RefSeq and is a predicted model, not a curated record. NCBI's taxonomy places the organism in Eukaryota, Viridiplantae, Streptophyta, Magnoliopsida, Malvales, Malvaceae. Gene Ontology annotation, cellular component: extracellular region.